Messenger RNA from Chlamydomonas reinhardtii, 2450 nucleotides. RefSeq lists its product as uncharacterized. Gene Ontology annotation, molecular function: N-acetylgalactosamine 4-sulfate 6-O-sulfotransferase activity. The record is from RefSeq and is a predicted model, not a curated record. Lineage: Eukaryota; Viridiplantae; Chlorophyta; Chlorophyceae; Chlamydomonadales; Chlamydomonadaceae. The transcript has 12 exons. The coding region runs from base 413 to 1921 and encodes 502 amino acids. Gene Ontology annotation, biological process: hexose biosynthetic process.
GUAGGUAACUACUACUAUAGUGCAUAUUAUGAGCAAGCUUGUAUUACAGCAGUGUAGGAAGUAGGCCAAAGCUGCUAGCUGUCAAGCCGGUCGAUGAAUCCAAACUGCAUCGAGUGACUCGCUCUUCAAUUAUAUCUCUGUCACGCACCUGCAUUAUCAUUUCUACGCCGUAAAACGGCCUUGUGGACUUACAAACGCGGUUUCUACGGAGUGGGCCGGGAUGUCGCUCAACACAUUGCGGGCAUCCCAUCGGCGAAUAGCUAGCGCCGUGCGUGGACCACCACCACUGGUUAGUCGAGGAGUAGCAACAGCUUCAUGGGCGGAGAAGUUAUUGUCUUUGCUGCUCAUCGCAGCUUCGUUGGCGCUGGGUGUGGCAGUGGUGGGAGCGCUUAUGAGGCCAUACAUACCAGCGAUGAAUGUUGCUCUCCAGCCGAAGCUUGGCUCAGGUGCUGUGGCCUCAACAAGUGCCGCGGCUGGCACGGCGGUGUCUGCUGCAGCAACGCCUGCGGGUGCCGCGCCAGCAACCACAGCUAGCACUGGCGGCGCAGCGCAGGGCGCUAUUUCCGCGACACCAGCAGCAGCGCUCAACGCCGGCACGGCAGCCACCACCAGCGGCGCAGCCACUGCCGCCGCUAUUAAGACGGCCGCUGUCACGACGGUGGCAUCGCCGUCACCAUCACCAUCACCCUCACCCGCGGCCGCGGCCGCAGCUGCCGCCACCACCGGCAGUGUGAUAGGCUACACGGAGCCCACCGCUGCCGAGCUGGGCCGGAUGCGCAAGGCGGCCAAGGUGCUGGACCCGGAGCUGAUGGAGCCGGUGCCGGAGACCUUCGAGCAGGGCGUCAAGAACCCGUGCUGGGCGGCGCCGGACGGAAGCUACAGGUGCCUGCCCUACUUCUACGUGACGGGCAUGUUCCACGCGGGGGCGCUGUCCAUGGAGAUGAAACUCAAGCAGCACCCGGACGUGCUCACGGACGCCUGCACCGGCUGCCAGUUCUGGGGUGAGGAGGGCAAGAAGAUGUCUUUCUACCUGGACCACAUGAAGCACGCCGCGCAGAUCAUCAAGGCGGAGCCGCAGACCAAGGUGCUGAUGGACAGCUCACCAUCCACCUUCGCCUUCUACUGGGCGGCGGCCGGCAAGGCACACAAGGGCUACGCGGCUGCCAUGCAGCCGUGCUACAAGGAGUGUCUGGACAGGCACUAUAAGGAGAAGAUCACGUUGGCCUCCUGUAUGGACGCGGUGUGCUACAACGCCAGCCUCGUGGGCGACAAGCAGCGCGCCAAGGAGGCUGGCAUCGACUGGGACAGCGAGGCGCACAACCCGCUGCUGGUGCGGGCGGUGUACGGCGCGCGGCCGCCCAAGAUGAUCCUGCUGGCGCGCGACCCCAUCCGCCGCCUCUACUCGGCGUUCAUGGGCUACCCGCACUACUACGGCAAAUACGGCCGCAACAGCACGGGCUUCACGGAGUACGUGCGGGAGCAGGUGGGCGCCUUCCAGAACUGCACCCGCAAGUACGGCUCCAGGCUGUGCGCGCUCAUGUUCGAGGGACUGUCGGCGGAGCAGGAGAAGGUGUACUUCCACGCGGACCAGAUCUUCCGCGGCAUGUACGGCCUGUUCCUGGAGAUCUGGUACCGCUUCAUCCCGCCGCAGCACUGGCUGGUCAUCAAGUCCGAAGACUUCUUCACACAGCCCAAGCCCACGCUGGCCAAGGUGGUGCAGUUCCUAGGCCUGUCGCCGGCCAACAACACCCUUCUCGACAAGAUGGUUGCCGCUGGCAAUGUCAACACCUACACGACUGACAAGGGCCCCAUUGAGCCCGAGGCGCGGCGCCUGCUAGCUGACUUAUACCGGCCCUACAACAGCCUGCUUGCCAAGAUCACAGGGGAGCCGCGAUUUGAGGAGUGGAACAAUCAGACGUAGGGCGGACAGGGGGCAGGGAAUGGGUGGCGUGGGAAGCGAGCAGUAGAGAUUACUAGAACUAAACCGGGCAGUGAGGAGCAGGGUUCGGGAAGGGUGUGAGAUGCACGUGCGGGAUGGCACCCCUGCGGGAUGGUGCUUGGCUACUGGCGACUGAGGCGUGAGAUGGAGUGACGAAAGGAGGGCCUGCAGCGCGGCGGUGGCGUGGGGGUAGGUGGCACGGAUGGGCGCACCCCGGCCGCGCUUGGCAGCGGUAGUGGUGAGCGGUGUGAGCGCGACAGUGCGUUUGUUUGAGGCUGCUGGGGGUGUGGAAGUGAUGGCUGUGACUGUCUGUGACUGGUAGAGAAGCAACCCGUGACUGUGGUGGAACGGCUAGUCGAGAGCUUGGAAGUGAGCUUGGGGAGGGUGGUGGUGGCACCAGAAGCAAUGACGCAGGAUGAGUGACCAGGACAUGCAUGGUAGCAACUUCCAUAUGCACUGAAUGACUGAACAAACGGCCAAAACUCCGGCGGCGGCGCAGAGGCUACCCAAC